This is a messenger RNA of Elaeis guineensis (African oil palm), 409 nucleotides long. RefSeq lists its product as uncharacterized. NCBI's taxonomy places the organism in Eukaryota, Viridiplantae, Streptophyta, Magnoliopsida, Arecales, Arecaceae. The record is from RefSeq and is a predicted model, not a curated record.
CUUCUUGCUCUCCUUGAAUCUUCCAAAACCAAUGUCCAGCACCUUGGAGGAGUGCAGCUUAUUCGCCGUGGACUGCGUCGUGGUAUGUUGCUGCUGCCCUUGCUUGCUCCUCCAAAUCACAGCGUCCCUCUUCAUCAGAUUACCACAGAGAAUGGCAGUGAAGUCGAAGAAAACUGUGCUGCGAAAGCUUAGAAAGAGAUCGAAGAAAUAUGAAUAUGUGAUUGGAGAGAGAGACAAGUUUGAGAGAGGAGAGGUGUUAGGAGUUCAAGGAGUGCAUGAUCUUAUUAUUGAACGGAAGAGUUGGGCUGGUGAUAGGAGGUGUUUCUUGGAAGCUGAUAAGAUGUGGGAGGAGUUUGUUAAGGAAGAAGGGCUAUUUUGGUUUGGCAGCUUUUGGGGCACAGGAAGUUGA